AUGGGUUAUGGAAGUCUGGGAGCAGGUGUACCAGGUGGAACCAAGCCUGCAGGUGCAUAUGGGUAUGGCGGGUAUGGAGGCGUGGGUGGAUUCUUUCCUGGAGCUGCAGCAGGACUGAAACCUCAAAAGCCAGGUGUUGCAGGAGGAGGUCUUCCAGGUGGACCAGGUACAGCACCUGUCAUUCCUCAGACUGGCCUGCCAGGAGGAGCUGCUGCAGGAAAAGCCGCAAAGGCUGCAAAGGCUGCAAAAGUACCAGGCGUGGGGGUACCAGGACUCUAUCAAGGAGGCCUCGUCCCUGGGAAAGGGUUUGGUGGUCGAGGCGUUCUCCCUGGAGUGGCCACUGGGGAUGGACUCAAGCAAAAAUCUUUGCCAAGUGGGGGUCAGCUUGGUCCGGGUGGAUUUGGAGCUAAUGGUGGUCGAGGGUUUGGAGGACCACGACAGCCUGGAGUAUUUUAUGGAUAUCCUCUCAAGUCACCCAAAGCCCAAGGUGGCUAUGGCGCACCAUACACAGGUGGAAAAGUCCCAUAUGGUUAUGGGGGCUUUGGUGCUGGAGCAGGACUCCCAGGCGGUGCUGGGUCUAAGCCAGGAUAUCCCACAGGAACAGGUGUCGGAACCCAGGGAAUAUCACCAGCUCAGGCCAAAGCUGCUAAAUAUGGUGUGGGAGCAGCUGGUGUAGCUGGUGCAGGUGCUGUGCCAGGUGCUGGGGUGUACCCAGGAGUUGUACCAGGUGCAGUUUAUCCUGGAGGAUUGGCUGGUGCUGGAAAACCUCCUAAAUAUGCACCAGGGGGCGCAGUUGUACUUCCAGGAGGCGGAUUGGUGAUAACAGGAGCUGGAGCUGGAUAUGGAGUUGGGGCAAAACCUCCUAAAUAUGGAGUGCCAGGAGGGGUACCAGGUGCAGUACCAGGUGCAGUACCAGGUGCAGUCCCAGGAGGGCUACCAAUAGCUGGAUUUGGAGGAUAUCCUGGAGGGGCUAAAGCUCUUAAAUAUGGUCCUGGGGGAGCAGGGGGGGUCCCAGCUGGCGCAGGAGCUUUGGGUGUUCCAGGCGUGGUCCCAGGAUACGGAGCUGCUAAAGCUGCUAAAUAUGGGGUGCCUGGUGGGGUACCGGGUGCGGUACCAGGAGUGGUACCAGGUGCAGUUCCAGGUGUAGUCCCAGGUGCAGUUCCAGGUGCAGUACCAGGUGCAGUACCAGGUGGUGUCCCAGGUGGAAUACCAGUGCAAGCUCCUGGGGUUAAACCUCCUAAAUUAGGAGUGCCAGGUGGAGUUGCAGGAGUGGUACCAGGUGCAGUACCAGGUGCAGUCCCAGGUGUAGUCCCAGGUGUAGUCCCAGGUGUAGUCCCAGGUGCAGUUCCAGGUGCAGUUCCAGGUGGAAUACCAGUGCAAGCUCCUGGGGUUAAACCUCCUAAAUUAGGAGUGCCAGGUGGAGUUGCAGGAGUGGUACCAGGUGCAGUCCCAGGUGCAGUCCCAGGGUUAGUCCCAGGUGCAGUCCCAGGUGUAGUCCCAGGUGCAGUCCCAGGUGCAGUCCCAGGAUACCCGGCUGGGGUGAAGCCUCCUAAAUAUGUUGUACCUGGGGCUACAGGAGUAGUAGGGGGGUUGGGAGGAGUCGGAUAUGUGGGUGGUGUUAAACCUCCCAAACCUGGUGCUGGGGCCAUUCCAACAGGAACGGGGGUCGGGGGCGUGCCAGGUGGGGUGGCGGGGUUAGUGCCAUCUGGAACUGGACAGCCCAUCAUACCUGCUGUGAAACCAGCAAAGGGCCCAACACUCGCUCCUGGAGGAACUCAAAUCCCAGCAGGAGCCACUGCCACAGCUGACAUGACCCCUGUACCCAGUGCUACAGGGAUUGUUCCAGGAAUUGUGCAACCUGGUGUUGGUGCUGGAGUCGUUCAGCCAAGUGCUGGAACAGGUGUUGGUGGAGCAGGUGUAGCAGCACCCACUGGUGUUGGUGCUGGUGUUAAGCCUCCUAAACCUGCAGGAACAGGCACUGUUGCUGGCUAUCCUUAUGGAGGAUAUGGAAUUCCAUACUACAGUGCGACUGGGAUCGGAGCUGGUGUUGGAGUACCUCCUGGAGCCAAGCCACUAAAGGCCCCUGGCACCGGUGGAGUGGGAGGAGUCGCAGGAGUAGGCGGAGUUGGAGGGACUGGGCUCGUACCUUCAGGUGGAGGUGUGACAUAUCCAGCUGGUGUAGGACUGGGAGCCGCUAAAGCACCCAAGCCUGGAUAUCCAGCAGGUGGCGCUCUCCCAGGCUACGGGAGCUAUCAACAACUCUAUCCAGGAUAUGGAGCUGGGGAUGCUGGACUCGCUGCCCAACAGGCUAAAGCAGCCAAAUACGGUGCCAUUCAAGGCUUUCUGGGAGGAGCAUACAGAGGUGCCGCUGGAUGUCAGGGCAAAUACUGUGGAAGGAGGAGGAAGUGAGACAUCUUGAGACAGGAAGUGACCUCAAGACUCAAUGGUGCUACUGCAUGAUGUAGAAUGUACAUUUUAUUUACAACAGACCCUUUCGACGGACAAACCUUUCACUUUUUGUACUUACAUGUCUCAAGAUUAUGUAGAGGCCCGCAAAGUCAUAACAAUGUGUGACACUCAAAAACAUGUAAAGCCAAACAAAGGAAUGUGAAAGAACAAUAUUUUAGUGUAAUAAGUAUGUGUGCACUACACAAUAUAUGUAUGUUUAUAUUGGCAUUGUACUGUUGAUGGUGGCUGCAGAAGUAUUGAUUUUAUGACUCUGUGUCUGUUGUGACCCCACUUGUUUGUAAAAUAACCAUGCUCAACACUAACAGAAAUAUCACAUUGUGUGCAAUAGUAUUGUUUUUAAAACCCCAUUUACAAGAUCAUUACCAGUAGUCUCCUGUUUGGAUGAGUGACAAUACUGGACAUGCCACAGAAUUGAUCUUUUGACAUGAGACGCAUUUUUGGUACACUCUUUCUGUAUUUUUAGUAAUUUUUCAAUGUAAAGUAUUCAAAAUAAUUAAUAGUCCAUAGGCCCCUGAGUCUCUGUUCUUAGGAGUUUGGGCCUGCCAGGACUUUCUGAACGUGAUGCCUUCCUGAGAGUCUCUCAGCUAUUUGUAGAGGGGGUUGGUGGGAAGGUUUACCAUCAAUGUCAGUGAAAUCAACCAGAAAUAUUUUUUUUUUCUAAGAAUGAAGAGUGCAGAAAAUGGGAAACUGAUAUCAGGCAUAAAAGAUGAUUUAAAACAGACAUUAAGCUAGGUUAUUUUGUGCAGUGUGGGUCUGUUGAGGAUUUUUUUUCUUUUUUUCUUUUUAAUGUUGUGCCUUUAAAUUAUACCUUUGGCUUUGUUGAUGGAAUAAUUCUGCAAUCACACAAAAAAAUACAUUUGAAUAUUUGUUCAGGCAUGUCUGUUUGACCUGUUAAAUACAAAUUUAGUUGUUAAUUUUAUAAAAUCCCUGGAGCUGGGCAUUAGGUGCAUGACUCACAAACUAGAAUGUCUGUCUUAAAUCGUUUAAAGGUUAACAUUAUGAUUUACCUACAGUUCGUGGUGUAUGCAAAUUGUUGGAUCAUACAUCAACAGUGCAAUUUUGUUUGUUUUGCACCAUUCUAAACUGAAGAUUUAAUUUUGUCCAAACUUUGUAAAGUAUUCUGCGUUAAUUUAGUAUCAUCGUUUUGGUGCUUUGUUUGUGCAAUGUCAUCGCUGUGGAAAAUAGCCAUGUUAAAUAAUAUUGUACUUUGUGAUUCCCCCUUCAGUGAUGUCAAUGGUGCUGUUCUAAACGAGAGUAUCUCUCUCGCUUUCGUUUGUUUUGUUGGCUGUUAUCUUGCUGGUUAUUAUUCAUAGACGUCACUAUUCAAUGAUGACCUCAUAUUAGGCUACUUCUCUACCUGACUGUCUGACUCCACAGAUACAGCACGUGUGACAGUAUGAGUCUAUAACUGCAGUCAGUUCUAUAUUUAAGUCCGCGCUCAACGGCUGUCCUGGGCUUUUAUUUAAAAGGGGUCAAUGUGUUGGAAAUACAAAAUUUCCACGAAUCGCAGAACUGUUCCUGGCAAUC
Messenger RNA from Megalops cyprinoides (Indo-Pacific tarpon), 3996 nucleotides. RefSeq names its product elastin a (gene elna). NCBI's taxonomy places the organism in Eukaryota, Metazoa, Chordata, Actinopteri, Elopiformes, Megalopidae. The record is from RefSeq and is a predicted model, not a curated record. The transcript has 46 exons. Bases 1 to 2409 code for a protein of 802 amino acids. Gene Ontology annotation, molecular function: extracellular matrix structural constituent.